AUGACCGCGAUGGAGAUCAUGACAUGCGUAACAUUAAUAUAUACUGCCAUUGUGUUACUGGUACAGCACAAUGGCCGCCGCCGCCUUCAGUCCAAGGACACGAUUACGACUGCCUUCAUAAUAGGAGACAUCCUUUUCACUGGUCUCACGAUUGGCUUGAUUAGCAUCAUGGCGCGCUCCGGAGUCCCCUCACACUGCGGUGGGCUGACUCCCUAUAAGCCUCCCUCUAGCGAUCAUGAUAGUUCCGACGAAUAUGACGAUGACUUUGGUGUCCCACACUGGUACACCACAGAAGGUUUUAGCAGUGGGGGAAGUGAGAAAGGCAAGAUGGAUCAUUUCUGCGCCCUCGAGCGAGGUUAUUAUUUCAUUAGUAUUGCUAUCAUCUUCUCGUACAUGGCGACUGUAACGAUGGGUGUGCUCCGUAUAUUCGAGUCCAUCUACCAGAAGAGACUAGACGAUCAACUGGCCACGUCGAGCGAACUCAUUCGACUCGAGUCCAAGGUCUCCAGAACGCAGCGCUCCUCCCUCGUCCGCCAGUCGUCGAAUCCUCCCUCGCCACUGCAAGAGGGCGUCACCUCACCGUCGCCGAGGUCACCGAGGUCCUUCACGAGCCGGCACUCGUUCCGCGACCAGGUCGGACCGCGCCGAUCGGCGAUGCCCGUGUCACCACUUACUAUAUCGCCCGCCACCACCGUCGAUCCCGCGAGGGAAGGCCUGCUGAUCGACCAGCACGCUUCGGACAACGUGGAAAACGCGGCUGAAGCUGCCAUGGUCACCGAUGGUUACAGAAACCCUCGCCACGCGACCAUGUCCGUACCGCCGCCCUACACCCCGGGCGAAUCGUCGAGGUUUAUGACAGGUCAUACCGACGAGAGUAAUGAUAUGAGAUUAAGCGACUACGUGAAGGGUCAGACGAGAGCACAGAACAUGAAGGAUGCCGGGGUACAAUGA
Messenger RNA from Neoarthrinium moseri, 951 nucleotides. RefSeq lists its product as uncharacterized. The record is from RefSeq and is a predicted model, not a curated record. The transcript has 4 exons. Lineage: Eukaryota; Fungi; Ascomycota; Sordariomycetes; Amphisphaeriales; Apiosporaceae. The coding region runs from base 1 to 951 and encodes 316 amino acids.